Corythoichthys intestinalis (scribbled pipefish) is the source of this 3111-nucleotide messenger RNA. Its product is annotated as gastrula zinc finger protein XlCGF57.1-like. The coding region runs from base 657 to 2402 and encodes 581 amino acids. The record is from RefSeq and is a predicted model, not a curated record. The transcript is spliced from 3 exons. Lineage: Eukaryota; Metazoa; Chordata; Actinopteri; Syngnathiformes; Syngnathidae.
AAUUGUGUUGAUAUGUUUAGUGAUGUUUUCAGUGUACUCUAAGUGUGGACGAGUAGUAUUGUUGUUUUAUCGAGUUAAAUAAUGGCGACCGCCAGUAGUUCGCCAUUGUGUUUAGCGUGUAUGUAUGUGCGCGUGCUUGAAUGAGAACGCGACCUAACCCCGGUUUCAUUACACCAGGUGCGUUUGCCGACGCUGAAUGCGAGCCCCCGGUUUCAUUAAGAUGCGUCUUACGAGCAGAGCUCUGGAGCGGCUCGAUCGAAUCAAGCGAGGAUUGCAGGAUCGCGCGAGAGUAGAGGCCCUCCCUGUUUUUAAAACCUAGUGACACCCCUCAAUUGGAGGAUCGUCCGGGAUCCAGCGCCACCUCGUUGAGAGAGCGGGAAUUACUACAGAGAGAACCCAUGCCCGGUGCUUCGAGGAAGGCUGCAGUGCAUCAUCCAGAGAGUAGAGGCUAAAGGAACUUAAGAUGGCUACCACAACUCCGCGAAGGAUGGUAGUCUUCCAAGAUACAAAAGCGACUCCUCACCUUUAGUAUCGGCCAGCUACACAUAGUCGCCAAUGCGACUGAUGACAGAUCAGGACUUCAUGCCGAGGCUCUGAGUGAACCAGAACUGUUGGAUUUGACUGUUGACUACCUAAAGAGCGAGAAGUUGAAACACAUGGAAGAUGAGGGCCUGGCUCGAACCUUUCACCUGGACGACACGCUCGAUCGACUAUUGAAAGCCCCGGAUGGAGAAGAUGCUGUCAGAGGAGUUGACAGGGGAGAAAUGAGCGAGGGCGUGCCCGUGAAAGCGGGGGGUAUGGAGCCUCGUCGACAGAACUGCUCGAUGACGGCGCCUGUGGACGCUCGCCUGCGGUCCUCGAUCUGGGAAAGUGACGUUUGCAUUUCUCAACUGGCCACGGAGGAAGAUGCUAAUGCGCCCAUUAAGAACGUUGCUACUUCAUUGCCAGCCAGAUCCAUCGCCAACACUGCAGGCAUUGCCCUUCGUGACCAAGCCAGUCUGUCAUCCAGUGUCGACAUUGGUGAAGUUUGUCAUUCUGAGCGGCAGCAGUUGUUUCACGUCAAAAAGAUGGCGGAUGAGAAGUUCCUAUGUAUUAAAGAGGAAGAGCAGGAGAUAUUCAUCCAGGUUUGGCACCCUCACGUUGAGGAGAGGUCACCUCCUUGCAUUAAAGAGGAGGAGGAAACGUUACCAUACAUCCAAGUGGAGCUGGAGGACAUCCCUAACUUGACUGAUGUCCCAUUGAAGAGUGAAGACAAAGGUCCAGGUGUGGACAGCGGAGUGGUGGAGCCCCUGAGCUGCAGCGGCUCAACAGAAGGUGAUGGAGACCACUGUGGAAGAUCAAACUCAAAUGAACUCAUAGCACCACUAUCAGACAUUGACCACUCAACGUCACACUCUUCUGAAUAUGAUGACGAUGAUGAUGAUGAUGAUGAUGAUGUGGAAGAGUAUGGGGGUCAAGAGACAGGUCGCGGUGUCAAACACUGGGAUUGCACGCAGUGUGGUAAGACGUUUCGUUAUAGGUCUUUGUUGCAACAGCAUAUGGCAAGACACACUGGAGAAAAACCUUUCAUAUGCUCAUUUUGCAAUCAGAAAUUUGCUCUGAAGGGAAGUUUAUCAAAACAUAUAAGAACACACACUGGUGAGAAACCUUUCUCCUGCACCGUUUGUGGUAAAACAUUUGCUCUGAAGGGAACCUUAAAAAAACACUCAAGAACACACACUGGGGAGAAACCUUUCUCCUGCACAGUUUGUGGUCAGAGUUUCUCUCGAAAGGGAAACUUGAAAAGUCACACAAGAACACACAGUGGCGAGAAACCUUUCUCGUGCUCGGUCUGUGAGCAAAAAUUUUCUCUGAAGGGCAGCUUAUUAAGACACACAAAAACACACUCUGGUGAGAAACCGUUCUCCUGCUUAAUAUGUGGUAAGAGCUUCUCUGAAAAGGGAACCUUAGAAAGUCACACAAGAACCCACACUGGUGAGAAACCUUUCUGCUGCGCUAUUUGUGGUAAGAGCUUCACUGAAAGGGGAACCUUAAGAACUCACGUAAGAACGCACACUGGGGAGAAACCUUUCUCCUGCACAGUUUGUGGUCAGAGUUUCUCUCGAAAGGGAAACUUGAGAAGUCACGAACGUAUACACACUGGUGAGAAACCUUUCUCCUGCUUAGUUUGUGGUAAGAGGUUCACUGAUAAGGGAACCUUAAGAGGUCACACAAGAAUACACACGGGUGAGAAACCUUUCAGCUGCUCCAUUUGUGGCAAGAGCUUCACGGAAAGGGGAGCCUUGAAAACUCAUAAACGUAUACACACUGGAGAGAAACCAUACUCGUGCUCAGCUUGUGAUCAGAGUUUUUCUCAGAAGGGACACUUAGAAGGUCACAAACGUACACACACUGGGGAGUAACCUCUCUCCUGCUCACUUUGUAGUAAGGGAUUCUCUGAAAAGGGAACCUUAAAUGGUUACGUGGGAGAAAUGUUUUUCUGCUCAGUUUGUGAGCUAAGAUUCUUGCAGAAAGGAUGCUUACAAUUUCACGCAAAAACCCACACUGGGGAGAAACAUUUCUCCUGCUGCUUUAAAAAUAACAACACAAAAUCAUUCUCUGGGGGGAAAAAAUGUGUCUUGCUUUGAUUCUGUGGCGCCAGGCUAAUAAACACAAGUGUGUUGGUGCAAAAAGGAAUGACUAUUGAGGGCUUUGCCUGUGAUCCAAGUUUGAAUUGUCACUUUGUAUAUGCAGGACGAUUAGUAUUCUGUGGUCCUUGUUAUAGCCCUCCUGUGGACUAGUAUGGAGAAUUGUGCUAAAACACGUCUUUCAAUGCAUGUUUUUCUUCCCUGUUCUGGCAAUGCGCAUAAUUAGCAAGAAAAUAAGUGAUUGAAAUUGGAAACUAAUGGAUAUUCCUAUUGUAAUCUUAUAUACAUAUUCAGAUGUUUUUUCUUUGUUAUACUCUGUUAUCUAUCUGAAUAGACAGUUGUUUGUUCCCCCCUAUUUCUUUUUGUAACUUUUUUUUACAAAUAAAAUAUCCAAAUAUGUAAAAAUAGAGACCAUGAUUUUCCUUAUCGAACAUUUUCUAAAUAAAUCCAUACAACGAAUACCAUGCAUAAUUACUUUUUUUAU